Messenger RNA from Ricinus communis (castor bean), 4250 nucleotides. RefSeq names its product receptor-like protein 33. NCBI's taxonomy places the organism in Eukaryota, Viridiplantae, Streptophyta, Magnoliopsida, Malpighiales, Euphorbiaceae. The record is from RefSeq and is a predicted model, not a curated record. Bases 203 to 3385 code for a protein of 1060 amino acids. Gene Ontology annotation, molecular function: protein binding. The transcript has a single exon.
AAUUGCUUACCAUCUCAUAUUCUUCUUCUUCAUUAAAAAAAUUCUUGACUUUCAUCUUCUGCCUUCCAUUCCAAGAUUGUGGUCACCGUCCUUUGCCAAAAUCUAAGAACUUCUUUACGUGCAGCCACACGGUAACCGCCAAAUAUCAGAUUCAGCACCUCUUCCAUUUUCAGUUAAAUUGGUGUCUCUUAAUCCUCUGCAAAUGAAAAUUCAUCUAUUCUUUAUAUGGUUCCUUUUAGCAGGACUCUUCGGCAUCCAUGUGGUUAUGGUUUCUGGCUCUUGCCGGAUAGACCAGCAAUCUUUGUUAGUCCGAUUUCACAGUAGCCUGAGAUUCAACCAAGCCAAGUCUAUAAAACUGGUGAGUUGGAAUUUAAGCUCAGAUUGCUGUGACUGGGCUGGUGUCACCUGCGAUGGGGGUGGUCUUGGUCGUGUUAUUGGCCUAAACUUGAGCAGCGAAUCAAUUUCUGGUGGAAUUGAGAAUCCAAGUGCACUUUUCCGCCUUCGAUAUCUUCGGAAUCUUGAUCUGUCGUACAACAACUUCAACACAUCUAUUCCAGCUAGCUUUGCCAGUCUCACCUGUUUGAUUUCUCUGAAUUUGUCUAAUGCUGGUUAUGCGGGUCAAAUUCCAAUCGAGAUUUCAUAUCUGACAAAGUUGGUCACACUUGAUUUGUCUAUUAGUCCAUUCUUCUCUGCAAAAAGCGCACUGAGACUUGAGAACCCAAAUCUGGCAAAACUAGUUCAAAAUCUCACCCACCUAACAGAACUGCAUCUUGAUGGUGUGAAUAUAUCUGCUUCUGGAAAGGAGUGGUGCGGGCCCUUAUCGUCUUCUUUGCCUAGUCUGCGAGUGUUGAGCUUGUCCAGAUGUUUUCUUUCAGGCCCUUUCGAUAGUUCCCUUGCAGCUCUUCAGUCUCUCUCAGUAAUCCGUUUGGAUGGUAACAGUUUCUCUUCUCCAGUUCCAGAAUUCUUUGCAAGUUUCUUGAAUUUGAGAACCUUGAGCCUUAGCUCUUGCAAGUUGCAAGGAACAUUUCCUACAAAAGUAUUCCACGUAUCAACACUAGAGAUUAUUGACUUAUCAUUCAACAAAGAACUUCAGGGAUACUUGCCUGAUAGUUUUCAAAAUGCCUCUCUUAAGACCUUGAAGCUCAAUAACAUAAAAUUUUCAGGGAGUCUACCAGAUCCCAUUGGUGCACUUGGCAAUCUGACGAGAAUAAAUCUAGCAACUUGCACAUUCACAGGACCAAUUCCUACUUCAAUGGAAAAUCUAACUGAACUUGUCUACUUGGACUUCUCAUCAAACACGUUUACCGGCUCAAUUCCAUCAUUGGAUGGCUCCAAAAAACUCAUGUAUGUGGACUUCUCCAACAAUUAUCUCUCUGGUGUGAUAUCAAACAUCGACUGGAAAGGCCUUUCAAAUUUGGUCCACAUUGACCUGAAGAAUAACUCAUUUAAUGGCAGCAUCCCUUUAUCUCUGUUUGCAAUCCAAUCGCUGCAGAAGAUUAUGCUUUCCUAUAACCAAUUUGGAGGCCAAAUUCCUGAAUUCCCGAAUGCAUCUACUCUGUCAUUGGAUACGCUGGAUUUGAGUAACAACAACCUAGAAGGGCCUGUUCCCCAUUCAGUGUUUGAGCUCAGAAGGCUCAACGUUCUCUCACUAGCAUCCAACAAGUUUAGUGGCACCAUAAAGCUAGAUCAGAUUCAAAAGCUUGUUAAUCUUACCACGGUUGACCUCUCAUACAACAAAUUGACAGUGGAUGUAAAUGCAACGAAUUCUACAUCCUCUUUCCCUCUGCGGCUGACCACAUUGAAACUGGCUUCUUGCAAUCUGAGAAUGUUUCCUGACCUAAGAAACCAGUCAAGAAUAACAAAUUUGGACCUUGCAGACAACAAAAUUGCUGGAUCAGUGCCUCCAUGGAUUGGCCAAGUCGGUAAUGGCUCUCUCCUUAAUCUAAAUCUUUCACGGAAUCUCCUGGUGAGUCUACCAGAACCUCUUUCUCUCUCUAAUACUCUUGCUGUAUUGGACCUACACAGUAACCAGCUCCAAGGGAAUAUACCAAGUCCUCCGCCGCUUGUUUCCGUCGUGGAUUUGUCUAAUAAUAACUUUUCUUCUUCGAUUCCAUAUAAUAUUGGUGAUAACCUUUCUGUUGCCAUCUUCUUUUCUCUCUCAAACAAUAGGGUUGAAGGAGUUAUACCUGAAUCAUUAUGCACAGCCAGUUAUCUGGAAGUUCUCGACUUGUCCAAUAACAGUCUGAUUGGGUCAAUACCAUCUUGUUUAAUUGAGAGGAGUGAGACUCUUGGUGUUCUGAAUUUAAGGAAGAACAACUUCACUGGCAGAAUUCCUGAUAAUUUUUCACGAAAAUGUAAAUUGGAAACUCUAGAUCUGAGUGGAAAUUUACUGGAGGGGAAGGUGCCAGAAUCUCUGAUCAAUUGCACUAUAUUAGAGGUUUUAGACCUUGGGAGCAACAAAAUCAAUGAUACUUUCCCAUGCCUUUUAAGGAAUAUAUCAAGUUUGCGAGUCCUUGUUCUGCGAAAUAACAACUUUUACGGCAAUCUUAGUUGUCCGAGUAGCAAUGCCACAUGGGCAAGGCUUCAGAUUGUUGACAUAGCUUUGAACAGUUUUACUGGUAGACUACCAAAUAGAAUGUUAAGCAAAUGGAAGGCAAUGAUUGGAGCUGGAAAUGAAACCCACGGUCCCAUCAAAUUCAAGUUCCUAAAGGUUGGUGGAUUAUAUUAUCAAGAUUCAAUAACAGUUACCAGCAAAGGGCUCGAGAUGCAGCUUGUGAAGAUCCUAACCCUCUUCACAUCAAUAGAUGUUUCUUGCAACAAAUUUCAAGGGCAAAUACCAGAAAGGUUAGGGCAAUUCAGUGCACUGUAUAUUCUAAACUUGUCGCACAAUGCUCUUGAUGGCCAAAUCCCACCAUCUUUAGGCAAUGUGUCAAAUCUUGAAUCCUUAGACCUCUCAAACAACCACCUUACAGGAGAAAUUCCCCGGCAGCUCACAGACUUAACAUUUCUUUCAUUCCUGAACCUCUCAGGCAAUGAAUUAGUAGGAGAUAUUCCAACAGGUAGGCAGUUCCAAACAUUUGAGAACACUUCCUACCGAGGUAAUGAAGGAUUAUGUGGACCUCCUUUGUCAAAACUUUGCUCAAAUAACAUUGCAUCGGCUCCUGAAACUGAUCAUAUCCACAAAAGAGUACGCGGCAUAAAUUGGAAACUUUUGAGUGCUGAAUUUGGAUACCUCUUCGGCCUUGGAAUUUUUGUUAUGCCUCUAAUAUUGUGGCAGCGGUGGAGAAGUUGGUACUACAAACACGUUGAUCGUGUUCUUGUCAGGAUAUUCCCUCAGCUGGAGGAUAAUAGCAUGAACAGGAGGAGGAGGAGAUGCAAAAUUUAAUGAAGAGGGUUCAUUGUAGCCAGUGUUCUUGAUUGAUUCAUUUUCCUGAUUUCAACUUUCAAUAUUGAAGUUAGAGGAUAAAAGCCUUUGUAUAUACAUAUAUAUCAUCAUAAAUGAGAAAUGGCUUGCGACAUUCACCCUGUAUUAGGAAGAUUGAAGACUUAGAUGUAUUCAAUAAUAAUUUUAAGACUGUAAAAGUGAAACUGCCAUCUCCAUACUAUUGACUGCCACCUUUCUGUACCUCAAAGCAUGAAAAGCUUCAUGAGCGAUGAAAAUGUUAUCUUGGAUUGCCUGAUAUUCACAAAAGCAUAUUGAUUGAGGGACACCGAUUUACCAAUGCAGGGUUUCAAUCUCAGGACAUUACUUCGGAAAAAUAUUUUAUAGAAGAAAUUGCAGAGGCUUACUUGGCGGAAUUGGUUUAUGGUCUGGGGGUUUGGCAGUUUAGGUAUUAGGGCAACGUCGGUUCUGUUAAUUUCUUUCAGGAGGUACCCUGUAGAGAAACAUCUAUGACCUGCAAGGGUGACAUCACUUUUUGAUAUUUCCCAAAAUUCAUGGAAGAAAUUUCCAGGACACGAUCGGGCCCUGGGGCUUUAUGGGCUCCAAGAUUAACCGCUGCCUCUUUGAUUUCCUUUUCUGUCACAGGCCUGCACAGUGUUGUGCAGUGCUGAUCUCAUCCCCCACAGGCACAAGAUUACCAGCCAUUACCUCGCUAACAAAUUCCUCAUUAUGCUCCUUACAGCUGCUGGAAAAAAAAAGCUUCUGAAUUAUUAUAAUAUUGAGUUUUGACAUGUUAAUUUUGCCAGGAACUUGUUACUUUCAUGACAGAGUUCCUGUAAUUAUGUCCAACAGUUGUGUCUUUUUCCCU